Molecule: messenger RNA, 357 nt
Organism: Capsicum annuum
Lineage: Eukaryota; Viridiplantae; Streptophyta; Magnoliopsida; Solanales; Solanaceae
Product: craniofacial development protein 2-like
Exons: 1
Coding region: 1-357 (118 amino acids)
Biological process (GO): chromatin remodeling
Cellular component (GO): nucleus
Source: RefSeq, a predicted model, not a curated record
AUGUCAAUUAAGCUAGUUAUUGGAGGGUCUUCUUGGAAUAUUAUUAGUGUGUAUGCACCCUAUGAAGGCUUGGAUGAUGAAGAGAAGAAGAGAUUUUGGGAGGAUUUGGAUGAGAUGGUGAGGUGUGUCCCUAGUAUUGAAAAGCUUUUCAUAGGAGGAACUUUCAAUAGGCACAUAGGGUCUUCUUCAGAAGGUUAUGAUGAUGUGCAUAGAAAACAUGGGUUCGGUGAAAGGAAUGUUGAAGUAGUGGCACUUUUGGAUUUUGCAUGGGUGUUUCAUUUGGUGGUAGUUAAUUUGAACUUUUCCAAGAAGGAGGUUCACUUGGUUACAUUCUGUAGUCCGGUGGCCAAGACUUAG